AUGAGUUUAACACGAAAUGGGUCUAAAAUGUCUAGACAUGGAAGAUUUACUAAUUCUCAAAUAUUGGAUUUAAAGAAGAAUAAAAUAUUUCCUCAAUCCAGUAAACAUUCAGAUUCUCCAACUGGAAUUUUUAUGAGUUCAUCAAAAGCCCCAGAUUAUGGAUAAGCCCAUUUAUUAAAUAAUGAUGCACUAAAAAACAAGAUCAAAGAAAAGAGAAUCCAAAAAUCAAUUGAUACUGAAGUGUUAUUGAAUAAAUUGGUUACUAGAGUAGAAUCUAAAAUUGCUUAAUCUCCUUUUAAAAAGAAGAUGUUAGCAAUUAAUCCAACGAUCGAAAUUCCUUCUCAAUUAAAACCAUAUUCCCUUACUCCAUAGUCUCGAAUAUCAACAUUCUAAAUCUAAAGUCCAACUUCGAAGCCUAGAUCGUCAAGCCAAAACAAAAGAAUAGAAAUUUAUUAUUUAAGUAAAUUGUAAAAAGCAUUUGACAGCAAUGGAUCAGACUACUUUUCUCGUAUUUAUCGAGAACAUUUCCAUCAAACUUAUUAAGGAUUAAAUCAUAGAUUUUUUCCCUAAAAUAAUAAUGAUUAUAACAGAUCAAACAAGUUGACAAAAAAAUGUUAAUGUAAAUUAAGUUUAAUAAAAUAGAAUAAAUAACACUUUUCUUUGAUUUGGAUGAAACAUUAGUACAUUGUAAUGAAAAUCCAUCAAUGCCUUGUGAUGUGAUAUUGGAUAUAAAUGUAUCAAAGAAUCAAAUUGUAAAAGCUGGAAUAAAUAUUCGUCCUUAUGCAAAAGAAUUAUUAAAAAACUUAUCUAAAAGUUUUGAAAUAAUAAUUUUUACAGCUUCUCAUAGUUGCUAUGCAGAAAAAGUAUUUGUAAUUUUAUGAUUAGGUUUGUAAUUUUUUGGAUCCAGAGUAAAGUAUUAUAAGUCAUCGUUUAUAUCGUGAUAGUUGUACUCUUACAAAUAAUUCAUUGUACACAAAAGACUUGAAAAUCUUUUGUGAUAAUACAAAUAGACCAUUAAGUUAAGUAGCUUUGAUUGAUAAUGCUUCUUAUUCAUAUGCAUGGUAAUUGGAUAAUGGGAUUCCAAUCAUUCCAUUUUAUGAUAAUAAAGAGGAUAAAGAAUUGUUAGAUUUAGAGAAAUAUCUUAAAAAUAUGAUAGGAACAAUAGAUGUUAGAGAAUUCAAUAAAAGUCAUUUAAAAUUAAACCUGUUCAUAGAUCAAAGGGGACCUUACAAAGUAUUAGAAAAUUUGUUUGGAAAGUAACAAUAACCAUAAUGA
Molecule: messenger RNA, 1275 nt
Organism: Paramecium primaurelia
Lineage: Eukaryota; Ciliophora; Oligohymenophorea; Peniculida; Parameciidae
Source: the annotation of a GenBank genome assembly